AUGCUGUUGGAAAUCCAAGGUGUGGGAAACCUUUGCUUUGAGGAGGACGGUGUGAGGCUUGGGCAGUGGCGCUAUCAGGGCGAGGGGCAAGGAGCCUACGAGAAAGUUGAGGACUUAAAAUACGUCGGACAGGGUCGUGGCUCGUGGGAUCGGGAGGUCCUCCCAGCUGGUUGGCGUUGUCGGUGGACCAGCCUGUGCCUUUGCUUCUUGGUGCUGAUAGCUACUGCACUCGCCGUGGCUUAUGCCAUGUUCGGGUCGUUUCUUUUCUCGCCGAGCAGAGGCCAUUCAGAUGUCUCAGGUCUAUCGUUCGACUGCUCGGUGGAGUUGGAGCACUGGGAAGCCUUUUGGACCGACGAGAAGAAGGCGUACUGCUGUGGCGUUGUGGGCCACGGAUGUGCAGCAGCACCGUUUGACUGCAACGCAGCAAGAGCAAAUUGGCAGGCUGCGUGGUCAGAGGAAAAGAAGAAGUUCUGCUGCAACUUUGAUGGUGGCUGUCCUGAUCACGGAGCCAAGGAGUUUGACUGCAGUGGCACCCAGGGCGAUUGGAGUGCUGACAAGAAGGAAUGGUGUUGCACGGGCACGAUAAAGGCUGUGAAGCUGACGAACCUUACGAUUGCCGAGCCGGCGUGA
This is a messenger RNA of Cladocopium goreaui, 630 nucleotides long. The record is from the annotation of a GenBank genome assembly. NCBI's taxonomy places the organism in Eukaryota, Dinophyceae, Suessiales, Symbiodiniaceae.